Silurus meridionalis is the source of this 1927-nucleotide messenger RNA. It is a transcript of the gene gckr, whose product is annotated as glucokinase (hexokinase 4) regulator. NCBI's taxonomy places the organism in Eukaryota, Metazoa, Chordata, Actinopteri, Siluriformes, Siluridae. Gene Ontology annotation, biological process: glucose homeostasis; negative regulation of glucokinase activity; carbohydrate derivative metabolic process. Gene Ontology annotation, molecular function: fructose-6-phosphate binding; enzyme binding; enzyme inhibitor activity. Gene Ontology annotation, cellular component: nucleoplasm; mitochondrion; cytosol. The record is from RefSeq and is a predicted model, not a curated record.
CCUAGUGUGACUUGCACUACAAACUGUAAGGCUCUGAGUACAUAACAGUGUCAUGCAUAAAACACAUUCAAAAAGACAGAUUGCAAGAUAAAAGUCAAGAGGGCCUCGGUCUGAUUACAGGACAAAGGAAAUGCAACACUGGCAGCAAUCCAGUUAUGAGCCCCACUUACCGGUCACAGAGAAAUCGAAUCCAAUCACCAGAGACAUUGAUAGAGCAAACCCCAGAGAAAUAGUACAAAUGCUGCAAAAAUGUGAUGCAGAAAUCUUUGAAAAUAUAUCACAUGAAAAUCCCAUGUAUCAGACAUUGAAUAGCUUGCCCGUGGUUCAGACAAUUGUAGAGGUGUCAAAGAGGGUUGAAGUGAUUCUUAAGGAUCCAGAAGAAUCUCUGAUUGUCCUGAGUGGCUGUGGGACAUCAGGUCGUGUUGCAUUUCUCUUGGCGACAUCUUUUAAUAGGUGGCUUGCUUCUCAUCAUCAAAAGCAAAUUUAUUCAUACAUCAUUGCUGGAGGUGACAAAGCCCUGCUGACAUCUCAGGAAACUUCUGAGGAUGAUCCCUUGCUGGGGGCUCUGACACUAAACAAGGCUUGUGCAGGAAAGAAGCAUGUCCUCUUCAUUGGCAUAUCCUGUGGCUUGUCUGCACCAUUUGUUGCUGGCCAACUAGACUUUUGUCUAAGGAAUCUGGAAAUCAUUACUCCAGUGCUGAGAUUUAAUCCUGUUGAAAUGGCACGGACUGAACCACUUCAGAACUGUGCAUUUCACUUCAAGGAAAUUGCAGAAAAAAUGAAUGAAAUGAACAAACUGCAAAAGGCUUUUGUGAUCAAUCCAGCAGUAGGGCCAGAAGCUAUCAGUGGAUCUUCAAGGAUGAAAGGAGGAAGUGCCACAAAAAUAAUCGUGGAAACUCUACUUUUGGCAGGCCAUGAAGCUGAAAGGAACAAAAAAGCAGUAACUCUUAAUGAUAUACUGCAUUCGCUCAAUAUGUAUGAAAAAGUUCAUCAGAUUACUUACUCACAGACUAAAGAGCUAGCAGCCCUAGUUCAAAAUGCUGCAUUAAGCCUCCGAAGGAAAGGACAUGUGUAUUACCUUGGAUGGCAGACUCUUGGCAUUAUUGGGAUUAUUGAUGCAAGUGAAUGCAUUCCAACAUUUGGAGCAGGCUUUGAAGAUAUCAGAGGCUUUGCUAGCAAUGGCUUCAGUGAGAUGAGCAACAAAGAGGGUGAUCUGUCAUCUCUAGGACCACACUUCAUUAUUGGACACGAGGAGUUUGUGAACACCAUUUUACCCGAUCUGAAUGACAAUGACACAGUGGUAUUUCUCUACAGCGAGAAUGAUGACCUGAACGAGGUUUCAGUAUUGGCCAAGAGUGUGAGACAAUGCACAUCAAACAUCCAUGCUAUUGUCCAUGAGCUUAAGGGGCUUAGUGAUCUUGAAAGAAUGAAAAGCCAAUUUAUGACGGUUCUUACUAUUAAGUGGCCAUCAUCACUAUACAAGCACAACCUUAUUCUAAUGAAACAACACUGGGAGCUUUCCACUAAAUGGUGCCUCAAUACGAUCAGCACAGGGGCUCAUGUCCUUAUUGGAAAAGUGUACAUGAAUUACAUGAUAGACCUUAGAGUAACCAACAGCAAACUCUACAGAAGAGCCAUCCACAUAUUACAGAGGUUCACAGGAUGCACCCAUGCACAGUGUGAGACAGCCCUGCUAAGAGCUAUUUAUGACGUAGAAGAGCUGAGUGAUGAGAUGAGAUCGAGUGAUGUAACACAACACACAUUGGUGGCCAACGAAAGGGGCAGGGUUGUUCCCAUUGCAUUGGUGAUGCUACAGUCUAGCCGCACCAUCUCUGAGGCCAAGUCCUACUUAUAUGCGUAUUCUGUGAUUCGGGAUGCAGUGGCUGCUUGCCAGAGGUUGCAUUAAUAUAGGAGCACUUAAGACUGC